Corythoichthys intestinalis (scribbled pipefish) is the source of this 13217-nucleotide messenger RNA. RefSeq names its product ATPase phospholipid transporting 10A (gene atp10a). Gene Ontology annotation, molecular function: ATPase-coupled intramembrane lipid carrier activity; ATP hydrolysis activity; magnesium ion binding. The transcript is spliced from 21 exons. Bases 214 to 4302 code for a protein of 1362 amino acids. NCBI's taxonomy places the organism in Eukaryota, Metazoa, Chordata, Actinopteri, Syngnathiformes, Syngnathidae. Gene Ontology annotation, cellular component: plasma membrane. Gene Ontology annotation, biological process: phospholipid translocation. The record is from RefSeq and is a predicted model, not a curated record.
ACAAGCUAAAAGUUGUCCUCCGGGCGGGCGGAGUGAGGACAUGGAUGAAAAGGAGCUCUUUUCGCGAAGAAACUAAAACACCGAACCGGGGCGGGGAAAAGAAUGAUCACCUAGCCGCGAGUUCGAGGUAUUUUUCCCCGCCGUGCGAGAGAAAAGUUGCGGCGUUGCUUCCCAGCCGUCCCCCACCCCCGAAAAAAGACGUCCACGUCGGGAAUGGCGAGCCGCGAAGAAGCCGCCGCCACUGACGCGGAGUCUAAAGUCAAGUCGAAGAAGAAAAAGUGCAAAAAGGAGAGUAAAAUUCGCAGCGUCCACGCCAAUGUCCGCGCUGAAGGCGAAGACAACCCAAACCGACAUUACGCUGACAACAAAAUCAAGACCACCAAGUACACGGUGCUCUCCUUCCUGCCCAAGAAUCUCUUCGAGCAGUUCCACCGCUUCGCCAAUGUUUACUUUGUCUUUAUCGCGCUGCUAAACUUUGUGCCGGUGGUCAACGCCUUCCAACCCGAGUUGGCCCUGGCCCCGGUGGUCUUCAUCUUGUCGGUCACCGCCAUCAAGGACCUGUGGGAGGACUACCGGAGACACAGGUCCGACAAGGAGAUCAAUCACAUGGACUGUCUGGUCUACAACAGGACAGAGCGACGCUACGUGGAGAAGUUCUGGAAAGAGGUGCGCGUUGGUGACUUCAUCCGGCUACGCUGCAAUGAGAUCCUGCCGGCCGACGUCCUCCUGCUGAGCUCCAGCGACCCGGACCGCCUGUGUCACAUCGAGACGGCCACGCUGGACGGAGAGACAAACCUCAAGCAGCGGCAGGUAGUGCGCAGCUUUUUCGACAUGGACUGCGAUUUUGACCCGUCCAAGUACGACAGCGUGAUUGAGUGUGAGAAGCCUAACAAUGAUUUGAACCGGUUCCGAGGUUACAUAAUCCACCGGAACGGCCGACGAGACGCACUUUACAAAGACAACCUGCUACUACGGGGUUGCACCAUCCGCAACACUGAGGAGGCGGUGGGCAUCGUCAUUUACGCGGGUCACGAGACUAAGGCCAUGCUAAACAACAACGGGCCUCGCUACAAGCGCAGCAAACUGGAGAGACAGAUGAAUGUGGACGUCUUCUGGUGUGUCAUCAUCCUGCUGGUCAUGUGCUCUUUUGCAGCUGUUGGUCACGGGCUGUGGAUGUUUCAGUACGGCGAUAAGAGGCCAGUUUUUGACGUGCUCAGUCCAGAGGGCACAGACUUGUCACCCGUUUUGUCGGCCAUCUAUCUCUUCCUCACCAUGAUUAUCGUCUUCCAGGUUCUGAUACCGAUCUCGCUAUUCGUGUCCAUUGAGAUCGUGAAGAUCUGCCAGGUGUACUUCAUCCACCAGGACGCUGAACUGUACGACGAAGAGAGCGACUCCCACCUGCAGUGUCGUGCCCUCAACAUCACUGAGGACCUCGGGCAGAUGCAGUACAUCUUUUCCGACAAAACCGGCACGCUAACAGACAACAAGAUGGUGUUUCGCCGCUGCACCGUGGCGGGCGUGGAGUACUCUCACGACGCUAACGCAAGAAGGCUGGCAAUGUACCAGGAGCUCGACUCUGAGGAGGAGGAGUGCACGUCUCACGGUGGGACGCUACCUAGGCGAGACAGCACAGGCAGCCACCACAGUGUCAAGGUGGUGCUGCGCUCCCACAGCACUAAAUCCCACCGCAGAACAGGCAGCAGGGCCGAGGCCAAGAGAGCCAGCAUCCUCUCCAAACACACGGCCUUCAGCAGUCCCAUGGAGAAGGACAUCACGCCCGACCCUCAGCUAGUAGAUAAAGUCAAUGAGUGUGGCAGUCAGAUGGACUUCAUGCGUUUCCACAGUCAGCCCGUAUCCCAGCUGCCCUCCGAUCUGGGUGAUAUAAUGGAUUUUUUCGUGGCCUUGACCCUUUGCAACACGGUGGUAGUGUCCUCACCUGACCAACCUCGGCACAAGGUCCGGAUGCGGUUCGAGCUCAAAUCUCCAGUCAAGACUAUUGAAGACUUCAUCAAACGCUUCACGCCGAGCCGACUGACUUCGGGCUCCAACAGCAGCAGCUCGUCUAGCCUCGCCACCAACCGUUCUUCGACCAAGGGUUGUUCCAGCUUGCUGUCGUCCCCCUCGGCCGAUAGUACCCUCACAAAGCUGGAGGAAGAGGCGGCGGCGGUGUCCGCGAACGCCUUCGGGGCCACACCACCCAACUACGACUGGAAAACCAAAAACCCCGAUGGGGCGGAUUUACGCUAUGAGGCCGAAUCGCCGGACGAGGCGGCGCUAGUCUACGCCGCCAGGGCUUACAAGUGCUCCCUUGUCGGGCGUCUCCUGGACCAGGUGACGGUGGACCUGCCCCAUCUGGGGAAGCUCAACUUUGAGCUGCUUCACACUUUGGGCUUCGACUCCACCAGGAAGCGCAUGUCCGUAGUGGUCAAGCACCCGCUCACCGACCAGAUCACUGUCUACACCAAAGGAGCCGACUCCGUCAUCAUGGACCUCAUAAAAUCACCUAACACAGGUAACUCCAAAGGAAAACGGCAAAAAAAGAUCAUCUACAGAACGCAAAACUACCUGAACCAGUACGCCGCCGAUGGCCUUCGCACGCUUUGCAUUGCCAAAAAGGUGCUGAGUAAGGAGGAGUAUGCCUGCUGGCUACAGCGCCACCUGGAGGCCGAGACGGCAAUCCAAGGACGGGAAGAGCUGCUGUUCGAGUCGGCCCUUCGUCUGGAGACCAACCUUCAGCUUUUAGGCGCGACCGGUAUCGAGGACAGGCUGCAGGACGGCGUACCCGAAACCAUCGACGCCCUGCGGAAGGCGGGCCUGCAAAUUUGGGUGCUGACGGGCGAUAAGCAGGAAACAGCCGUCAACAUCGCGUACGCCUGCAAACUGUUGGACCCCGAGGAGGAGAUCUUAACUCUCAACGCUGAUUCCAUGGAGGCUUGUUCGCUUCUCCUGGAGGAGAGUUUACACUACAUCCAGGCCAAAUUCCUUUGCGGCUCGGCCAAAGCCUUCCACGCCGACUUCGCCCCGUUCCACGUUUAUCCGUCCCCUCCUCCGCCCGCGCACUGGUCGUCCUCCCACGCCGCCGUACACCGGCUGGGCCUCGUGAUCGACGGCCGCACGCUAGCCUACGCCCUGGACCGAAGCCUGGAGGAUAGGUUCCUGGCGGUGGCGCGCAGCUGCCGGUCGGUGCUGUGCUGCCGAUCUACGCCGCUGCAGAAGAGCAUGGUGGUCAAGCUGGUGCGCAACAAGCUCAAAGUCAUGACGCUGGCCAUAGGUGACGGGGCCAAUGAUGUCAGUAUGAUCCAAGUAGCUGACGUUGGUGUGGGCAUUUCAGGGCAAGAGGGCAUGCAGGCGGUGAUGGCGAGUGACUUUGCCUUGCCGCGUUUCCGCUACCUCCAGAAGCUGCUGCUGGUUCACGGACAUUGGUGCUACUCGCGCCUGGCCAACAUGAUCCUCUACUUCUUCUACAAGAACGCCAUGUUCGUGGCGCUUAUUUUCUGGUAUCAGUUCUACUGCGGCUUCUCGGGCUCAGCCAUGAUCGACCAGUGGUAUCUGAUCUUCUUUAACCUGAUGUUCUCCGCCUUCCCGCAACUCGUCACCGGCACGCUGGACAAGGACGUGUCGGCUGAGACGCUGCAGCAACUACCUCAGCUUUAUGUCAACGGACAGAACUCGGAGGAAUACAAGCCAUACAUGUUCUGGAUGAACAUGAUCGACGCUUUUUACCAAAGUCUCAUCUGCUUCUUCAUUCCCUACUUUGCCUACGCCGACUCGGACGUGGACCUGUUUACAUGGGGGACCCCCAUCACCACCAUUGCUGUGUUCACUAUUUUGCUGCACUUGGGGGUGGAGACUAAAACCUGGACGUGGAUGAACUGGGUGUCCAUCUGCUUCAGCGUGGCUUUGUUCUUCACGGUGGCGCUGUGCUACAAUGCCUCUUGCCCCACCUGCUACUCCCCCUCCAACCCUUACUGGACCAUGCAGAGGCUGCUGCAGGACCCCGCAUUCUACCUGCUGUGCCUCAUCACACCUGCAGUCGCGCUGCUGCCCAGAUAUUUCUACCGGGCGUGUCAAGGCACAAUUUUUCCCAGCCCAGUCCAAGUGGGCCGGCAGUUGGACCGCUUCCCCGCCAAAGACCCCCGCAGGGACAUCCUAAACUGCAGUGCCGAGAGCAAAUCCCCCGCGGCCUCCCUCGCCAAAGACCCCCAUAGGGAGUCGGAGCGUCCCGACGCCAGCCUGUCAGUCCGGAUUGACGGAGGCGUCAAAUACACCCGGAACUCCCAGGACGGACUCACCUUGGGUUGACGUGUCCACGCCCCCCCGCCCCUUUUUCCAAUUUGCACGUUUUUUAAUUCUAUUUUUCCAAAGAGCUUCUUUUAUAAAGGAUGCAAAUAGGUACUUUAUUUGAUGCUAAUGUUAUUACGGGAGUCGGAAAUAUAAUUUUUUUUGCCAGGAAAGCUUCAUUUACCGCAGAAGAUUCAUCUCAUUCUGUAAUGAUGGAUGAGUUUUCUGUUUUUUUACAUCCAAAGUGCUUUGACGCAAGAGCGGCCUUGGUUGUGUCUUUCUAAGAGGUUUUUUUUCUUGUUGUUGUUCAGCACACGGUGACCUCGGUUCACUGCAGCGUUAGCGCCACAAUGAAGAGAGAGAAAAUAUACUGAAAUGACGAGGAAAAAGUAAUCACGAGAAAUUGUAUGUAGCAUUAAAAAUAAUUUGUGGGAAAAAAGUUCGAAGAACAGGGCGGAAAUUACACAAAUUCGGUUAGAUUUUUUUUAUUUUGAAGAAGAAGAAUUAUGUUUUUAUCAUUAGAUUUUUAAACAAAAAGGUGAAAAUUACAUAACAAGGUAGGGGUGUGAACCUCUUGCGAACUAGGCAUGUGCCGGUAUGAUAUAUGAGUUAAAAAAGAAAAUCCAUUGAACAGGAUUUUUAUUUUUCAAAACAUAUUAGCAAAUUGGAAAUUAAGUAGAAUGUUAAGUUAAAAUUAGGGCUGUCAAACGAUUAAAAUUUUUAAUCGAGUUAAUUACAGCUUAAAAAUUAAUUAAUCGCAAUUAAUCGCAAUUCAAACCAUCUAUAAAAUAUGCCAUAUUUUUCUGUGAAUUAUAUAUACUGUAAAAUAGAUUGUUGGAAUGGAAAGAUAAGACACAAGAUGGAUAUAUGCAUUCAACAUACGGUACAUAAGGACUGUAGUGGGCAUUUCACUCUACUGUCAUUUAAAUCUCUCUAUGCUGUCCUCACUCCGAAGCGUCUACUUUUUCCAAAGCUAGGCAGCUAGUGAACGACGCCUUAAUAAUCAGACCUCUUCCUUUUUCAUCUGAUUUAUUAAUAAAAUGGCCUAAAACCAUUGUCCUCUUUAGACCGUCGUAAAACUACAAAAAAAAAGUACACAAGCAUUGCAUUAGCAACAACGUUAGCUUAGCACGCUAUACAGGUUAACUAAACAUAAACAAAAAGCGUCUCAUACAAAAAAUAUAACAUUUAGCUUAACAACAUAAUAUGUAGAUUCUUUACAACAACCAUACUUACGGACAAAUCUUGUCCAAGGAUCAUAUAAGCACAACAUUAAAACGUAGGCGUCAGCCCGAGACGUCGUGCAGCCAUAUUGAACUGGCAAGAAAACAAUAAACCAUGUCGCAAAGCGACCACAAGAGUUCGCUGUUAGACAGCACAAAAAGCCUUGCUGUAAAACUUAUCAAAAGGCAGAAUACUGUCUGAGCGGGACAUGUGCGUUAAUUGCGUCAAAUAUUUUAAUGUGAUUAAUUUAAAAAAUUAAUUACCGCGCGUUGACGCGUUAAUUUUGACAGCCCUACUUUAAAUAAAUAAAUAAAUAAAUAACUCAAAUAUUCUAAGUACAAUUAAAAUUAAAAUAAAUGCAGUCCUUUACGUGAGCCUAAACCCAAAGCCACAGCUCAAUAUUACCAUCAGAACAAAAACAACUGAAUUAUUUUCCAUAAAAAGCACGUGCGUAUGACUCGUAUUAUGUUUACAUUAUACACACACUCCCUUUCUCAACACAGACAGUUGCCAGAGAGAAAAAAAACACGUUUUACCACUGCUAGACACACUAAACACGCUGGAGUACACUCUUUUAGCUGGUGGGAAAUGUGUAUGACAGUGUUAACAAACCUUUAAUUUUGUAUAAAUGCGGAAUCAUAUUGGAGGUAUUGUCUCCUCGGCAGCCACCCAGCCCAAACAAGUUUUACAUCUCGGUUAACUUUUCUGUAGCCGAAGUAUUCCCAUACCAGCGAUUUGGUUUUGUUCGAUGGGGGAAAAAGUUACGGAGUGUCACCUCCUCCAGCCAUCAUGUAGCACAGCUUACUCACUGAGCAACAACCGGUGGGGGAAGGUUGUACCGUGCAGCUGAAAGCGAGCCAUUUUUCCCUGCAUUUUUGGCACAUAAAAAAAUAGCUAACACCGUAUGGACGGAAAAAUGUUGCCGUUUUGAAACCUUGACGUUUCCAUACCGCGGUAUACCUUAAAACCGGAAAUGCCGGUGAGUGUAUUUCUCCAUGAGCAGCGGCAUCAAAAAAUUCAAAGUCGUUUCGUAGUAAAAUGAUUGCGCGACCGCUUGAAAAAAAUGCCUCAACAGCCAAAGCGCGUUCCAACUUCAUCCACUCCAUGAUGCUCACUGGGGUUCCUGAAAAAGACAACAAAAAAAACCCACAAUAAAUCAAGCAAGUUAAGUAACCAAACUUUAAGCCCCACCCUCUUAAAUAAGUCUAUCCCUACCAUCCUCAGAGCAACCAUUGCUCCAGGGCGCCAAAUUUAAAUAAGCAAGUUACUCUGCCCCACCCAAAAUUGGCGUCGCGAAGUCAAAAUCGCAUAAGUCUGGUACGUCGUGACCCGGGGACUGCCUGUAUUAGUUGUUUUGUAAAAUAUCCGGGAAUGAUUUCCUGACCCAUGUAUCGAUAAUUGUUAUAUCGCCAUAUGGGGGGAUCGCUAUCAUGAGCCUUGUAUCAUAAAUCGUAUCGUGAGGUACGCAGAGGUUCACACCCCAAGUUGAAUGUAUAUUUCAGGUUACAAUGUUAAUAUGCAGAGUUUGUGUUUUCUGGGCCAUCCCUAAAUGCACCGCAUAUCUGACUGGAGUGAGCGAGGGAGGGGUAGCCGGAGCGAGAGGGCUGUUCACAGUAGUCGUGUUCAGUGCUUUCAGUCUAUUCUAACCCUCACCAGUAAUGGUAAGUACAGCAUCUUUUUAUAUUAUAUACAUGAAGUAUUUUGACAUAAAUUUAGGUGAAAUCCGACUUUAGUACAGGAAGUCCUCGAUUUCGUAGGAACGGAACGGAAAUCGAGUCCUCGAUCGAGUCCUCGAUUUCGUAGGAACAGAACGGAAAUCGAGGUCUUCCUGUUAAAGUUUCUUUUUCUACCAAAAUAUCAGUUCAUAGACUUCACUAUCAGUUGACGGGACACUGGGCUCGGGGCCGAUCCGUAGGGGGCCUAUUUUCAAAAGCUUAAAAUAUUUUCAAUACCAAAGCCGCUAGCGACCUAAAACCAAAACAGACACCUCCCUUAGGCAUAUAUGAGUCUCCAUGAGCAGUGACAUAAAAAAAUACAAAGUCGUUCCCUAAUUAAAUUAUGAUUAUUUUUUUAUACAAGUAUACAAGUCUCAAAUUUUGCACAAAAAUCACCAAAUGCAGAAAUAAUAACAUAAUUUUCAGAAGCAAUAGCAAUAUUUAACAUAUCAUAAACGUUUUUGCCCAAAAUAGCAACCUAAAUUUGUUUUGGUACAAUUAACAGGGGUGAAAGUGGGCCAGAACAGUCAGGAACGCAGUUCCGGUAUAAGAUUCAGGGCCAGAACGCAGUUCCGGUAUAAGAUUCAGGGUCGGAGUGCUGUUCCGGUACACGGUGCUUUGAUUCCGAAAAUAUGACUGCAACUGUCAAAAUGCUGUGUAAAAAAAAAAUGCUAGGCUGCCACACAUGCAUUUCAUCUCCAAGAAGAAAACAAUCUACCAACAUCAGAUUUACAUACACAAGUGUUAACAACAAGCAUAAUAAAGUACUUAUGUAGCGUAAUCCGUUUCCACCAAUAUUAUUUAUUUUAUUCCACAGACGGCAUGGAGGUUUCCUAGCUGUCAAUGUGAACUUUGAACUUAUAUUUCUUCAUUUAUGUUAGGCUACUUAUUCAUUUUCUUAUGAUUGAAGAAAGUCAAUGUUUGCGCGAUCUUCAAAAUAUAUUCCAUUUCACUCUGCGUAAUAUAAUUCAUUUGUACUUAUUUUUCUGAAAGUAUGUUACUUAUCUUUAUUAUUAAAACAAAGUAAAUGUUUACAUUAAAUUCAAAUUUUAAAAUACAUCCUAUGUUCUUAAGUAAUUAAAAUUGAGAUUUGGCAUUUAAUAUGUGAGGAAAUGAGGGAAAAUAAAAAUUAGGAGAUGGAGGUUGGGGUUAUUGCUGUUUUAACUUUUAUUUUGAAAAUCAUUGAAAAAAAUAAAAUUUUAAAUGAAAAUCAGUUUUUGUAUGUGUUAUAGAAAUAACUGUGCUAAAACAGUUUUCUUUGCAUUUCAGUAGUUUAAGAAGUAUGACCACCCCCUAGCCCCCCCAAAAAAUGAAAGAAAAAAAUUAAUAAAUGAAUACAAUUUCUGGCUCCGUGGCGACUUUCACGUCGGGGAGUUCUGGCAAGAAAUUUUAGCCACUUUCACCCCUGACAAUUAAUACAAGUUACAGCUAAUAAAUCACUCAAUUUUUACAUAAGAAACUAAAUACUUGAGGAAAGCAUGCAAAUUAAUCUUAAUUUUACUCAACAAAAGCAAAAUUUGUAAUUUUCUAUUUACAAUUACAGUUUAUUAUGGUUGAAUUCCACUAUUGUGUGGCGAUACAAAAUCCAACAUGGCAACAGUCACUAAACAAAGCUUUAUACGUUGAAAAUUCUUGCAAAUGCUGAAAUCGCGGGAUUUCUAUCGAUAUUAACGUAAAACAGUCUAGAUUCUCGGUUAAAAGCAAAAAAAACGGGCAGUUAUCAUUCAUUUUGCGCAAAUAUUUCAAGCCAAAGUACAGUAUUGUUUAAUCCAACAUGGCGGCCAUCACGAAACAGAGCUUUUUAAGUUGACAAUUCUUGCAAAUAAAUGCUUAAAUCGUGAAAUUUCUUUAGAUAUAAAUGUAAAACAGUCUAGAUUCUUGGUUAAAACCAAAAAACGGGCAGUUAUCAUUCAUUUUACGCAAAUAUUUCAAGCCAAAGUUACAGUAUUGUUUAAUCCAACAUGGCGGCAAUCACGAAACAUGGAGCUUUUUAAGUUGACAAUUCUUGCAAAUAAAUGCUUAAAUCGUGAAAUUUCUUUAGAUAUAAAUGUAAAACGAUCUAGAUUCUUGGUUAAAAGCAAAAAAAUGGACAAUUAUCAUUCAUUUUACGCAAAUAUUUCAAGCCAAAGUUACAGUAUUGUUUAAUCCAACAUGGCGGCCAUCACGAAACAGAGCUUUUUAAGUUGACAAUUCUUGCAAAUAAAUGCUUAAAUCGUGAAAUUUCUUUAGAUAUAAAUGUAAAACAGUCUAGAUUCUUGGUUAAAAGCAAAAAACGGGCAGUUAUCAUUCAUUUUACGCAAAUAUCUCAAGCCAAAGUUACGGUAUUGUUUAAUCCAACAUGGCGGCCAUCACGAAACAGAGCUUUUUAAGUUGACAAUUCUUGCAAAUAAAUGCUUAAAGCGUGAAAUUUCUUUAGAUAUAAAUGUAAAACAGUCUAGAUUCUUGGUGAAAAGCUAAAAACGGGCAGUUAUCAUUCAUUUUACGCAAAUAUUUCAAGCCAAAGUUACAGUAUUGUUUAAUCCGACAUGGCUGCCAUCACGAAACAGAGCUUUUUAAGUUGACAAUUCUUGCAAAUAAAUGCUUAAAUCGUUAAAUUUCUUUAGAUAUAAAUGUAAAACAGUCUAGCUUCUUGGUUAAAAGCAAAAAACGGGCAGUUAUCAUUCAUUUUACGCAAAUAUUUCAAGCCAAAGUUACAGUAUUGUUUAACCCAACAUGGCGGCAAUCACGAAACAUAGAGCUUUUUAAGUUGACAAUUCUUGCAAAUAAAUGCUUAAAUCGUUAAAUUUCUAUAGAUAUAAAUGUAAAACAGUCUAGAUUCUUGGUUAAAAGCAAAAAACGGGCAGUUAUCAUUCAUUUUACGCAAAUAUUUCAAGCCAAAGUUACAGUAUUGUUUAAUCCGACAUGGCGGCCAUCACGAAACAGAGCUUUUUAAGUUGACAAUUCUUGCAAAUAAAUGCUUAAAUCGUUAAAUUUCUUUAGAUAUAAAUGUAAAACAGUCUAGCUUCUUGGUUAAAAGCAAAAAACGGGCAGUUAUCAUUCAUUUUACGCAAAUAUUUCAAGCCAAAGUUACAGUAUUGUUUAAUCCAACAUGGCGGCCAUCACGAAACAGAGCUUUUUAAGUUGACAAUUCUUGCAAAUAAAUGCUUAAAUCGUGAAAUUUCUUUAGAUAUAAAUGUAAAACAGUCUAGAUUCUUGGUUAAAAGCAAAAAACGGGCAGUUAUCAUUCAUUUUACGCAAAUAUUUCAAGCCAAAGUUACAGUAUUGUUUAAUCCAACAUGGCGGCCAUCACGAAACAUAGAGCUUUUUAAGUUGACAAUUCUUGCAAAUAAAUGCUUAAAUCGUGAAAUUUCUUUAGAUAUAAAUAUAAAACAGUCUAGAUUCUUGGUUAAAAGCAAAAAACGGGCAGUUAUCAUUCAUUUUACGCAAAUAUUUCAAGCCAAAGUUACAGUAUUGUUUAAUCCAACAUGGCGGCAAUCACGAAACAUAGAGCUUUUUAAGUUGACAAUUCUUGCAAAUAAAUGCUUAAAUCGUGAAAUUUCUUUAGAUAUAAAUGUAAAACAGUCUAGAUUCUUGGUUAAAAGCAAAAACGGGCAGUUAUCAUUCAUUUUACGCAAAUAUUUCAAGCCAAAGUUACAGUAUUGUUUAACCCAACAUGGCGGCAAUCACGAAACAUAGAGCUUUUUAAGUUGACAAUUCUUGCAAAUAAAUGCUUAAAUCGUUAAAUUUCUAUAGAUAUAAAUGUAAAACAGUCUAGAUUCUUGGUUAAAAGCAACAACAAAAAAAGGCAUUUAUCAUUCAUUUUACAUACUGUAAAUAUUUCAAGCUUAAGCUAGACUAAUUUUUCCCCAUUCAUUUCAAUGUAUUCACAACGUUCCAAAGCGCAUGCAUGGUGCAAAAAUUAUAAUAAUUACCUUGAAUCCUCGACCAAAUCACUCCUGAGGCACUCCUGCCUGCUUGAAUGCAGUAAAACCUUCGUCCUAUUUCAACCUAAAUCCGGCGUUAGAACGCAGUGUGUGUUUGAGUUUAUCACAGUGAAUAGUGAAAGCCACCUCAAGGCUCUAUGGGUCGGCCCCCUACGGGAAGGCGUGGCACAAAGUCUGUGGGAGUUGUCUUGUCAACUGAUGGUGGAGUCUACGAUCGGUCAUAAAAUAGUAGUCAUUCAUUUCAAAUAUUUAUUUUGUUUCACUCUAGUGUGGCGCCAACACUCCCGCGUGUACAUUUGUGCAAUCAUUUUGCUGGAUUCAUGCUAAUCUCUUCUACACAUUCCAAAGAUAAUCAAACCCAAUUGAAUGGGAUUGAAGCCCAUGUCUCAUUGUGUUUUAACAGUGUUCACCAAAGAUUUGCGUUGUAACGGUAACAACUCAUCUCGGUCGUUUUCCACAUCAAGCUAACUGGGAAUAAAGGGGGCGUUGAUAUUAAAAUGCCUCGUUUCGUCCAAAAGACUAGACCAAAAAAACAUACCUGGAUGUUAAGCUCGUAAGUGUUUUACUUGAAGAUUUUAAAUAGUUUUUCUAUGCUCGUUCAGAUGCCUGUUGCUGCCACACCAGAAAUUUCGCAAAAAGUUUGGUAAUAACUUGAUCAAUUUCAGGUUUUAUAAAAGUUUGUCAAUUUGUUUUGCCAAAAAAAUCACAUUAUAACAUGAAACAUACCAAUUAAGAAUACAAAAUUUUUCAUAUUAGCAUUUAAAAUCAUGCUAAACGUGUAAUUUAUCACCUUAAAAUGUGAAAUCCUUCACAUAACGUGAUUUUUUUCAUGUUGAAGCACAAUUUUUCUAACUAAAGUUUAUUGCGAUUUAUUAAAAUUAGGGCUGUCAAACGAUUAAAAUUUUUAAUCGAGUUAAUUACAGCUUAAAAAUUAAUUAAUCGUAAUUAAUCGCAAUUAAUCGCAAUUCAAACCAUCUAUAAAAUAUGCCAUAUUUUUCUGUAAAUUAUAUAUAUAUUCUGUAAAAUAAAUUGUUGGAAUGGAAAGAUAAAAGACAAGAUGGAUAUAUACAUUCAACAUACUGUACAUAAGGACUGUAGUGGGCAUUUCACUCUACUGUCAUUUAAAUCUGUCUAUGCUGUCCUCACUCCAAAGCGUCUACUUUUUCCAAAGCUAGACAGCUAGUGAACGACGCCUUAAUAAUUAGACUUCUUCCUUUUUCAUCUGAUUUAUUAAUAAAAUGGCCUCAAACCAUUGUCCUCUUUAGACCGUCGUAGAACUACAAAAUAAAAGUACACAAGCAUUGCAUUAGCAACAACGUUAGCUUAGCACGCUCUACAGGUUCACUAAACAUAAACAAAAAGCGUCUCAUACAAAAAAUAUAACAUUUCGCUUACUAACAUAAUAUGUACAUUCUUUACAACAACCAUACUUACGGACAAAUCUUGUCCAAGGAUCAUAUACGCACAACAUUAUCAGCCCGAGACGUCGUGCAGCCAUAAUGAACUGGCAAGAAAACAAUAAACCAUGUCGCAAAGCGACCACAAGAGUUCGCUGUUGGACAGCACAAAAAGCCUUGCUGUAAAACUUACCAAAAGGCAGAACACUUUCUGAGCGGGACAUGUGCGCUAAAUGCGUCAAAUAUUUUAACGUGAUUAAUUUAAAAAAUUAAUUACCGCGCGUUAACGCGAUAAUUUUGACAGCCCUAAUUAAAAUAGUUACGAUAAAACAUUCAAUAUAUCACGUAACGUGAAAUUUAUUACAUUAGAGUGAAACUCAUCGCAUAAUAACGUGAAAUUUAUUACAUUGCAAUGUGAUUCCGAAUUGUCUUCUGAUGUGGCAGCAGUGUGUGUCCGUAAGAUUCGGGGGGGAAAACGUUUGAGUGGCCAAAGAAAAAUGUUUUUAAAAGCACUUUGACAUUUUCAGAAGUCCCAGCCCCAACACCAAAUGUUCCGUUUGGUUGACAUGGAAAAAUGACGUGGUUAUUGUUGAUACGUCAUUGUUCGUAUAUGUUGUAUUUUCCACAUAUGUGCCUUAACACUGGAUAAUAAAUGUUGUUUUUCCCCAUUGAUGAAA